Kogia breviceps (pygmy sperm whale) is the source of this 5563-nucleotide messenger RNA. Lineage: Eukaryota; Metazoa; Chordata; Mammalia; Artiodactyla; Physeteridae. The record is from RefSeq and is a predicted model, not a curated record.
UUAUCUUUUGUUGUGUUUCGUGGUUCCAGUGUCGUGAUCAUUUGACAUGUUUUGUGACCUGUGAGUGUGUGAACACCAAACUUGACAUUGGACUUAGAACUCUAAUUUCAGGUUUGUUGUCAUCAUCUUUCUCUGCUUGUCAUUCCCUCCCCUCUAUCCUUCCUAGGCUGAUUUUAUUUGAAGAUUGAAUGUGAAUUCUGUCUUUGCCCAUCUGUCAGUGGAAUCAUCUGCUCUUAGAGCAUCUCACCAAAGCGUCUCGAAUCUUGUGUCUCCAGUUGUCACAGACGUUUUGAGGACAAGUCUCAUAUCUCAGAGUACCUCCUGGAGCUUAACCUGGCAUGCUACAGAUAAUUUUAAAAGAGAACAAACAGCCAUUUUCAAAACUGAAAGCUUUCAUUUUCCCUUCAUUCCCGGAAGAAGUGAUUAAAACAAAAACACGAUUUCUCCUUUACUCUUCAACGUGGUUAAUGAUGUGAUCAUUGAGCUCUGGCUAGAAAUGUCAUUUACCUGUGUUGUUUUUUCUCUUCCAGUCUCACUAGUCCAAAAAAACUUGUUAGGCUUCACUUUCCCCUUCUCCCUAUUUUUGCUGCUGCUGCCCUUAGGCCUUGACCACCUCUUGCCUCGUGAGACGGUUUAAGCGGAAGCAUCUUACAGCCGUCGACUGCCAACAUCUGGCUCGGAGUCACUUGGCCGUGACCCAGGCCUUCGGUCAAAGAUGGACAAACAGAGACACAAACCACGGUCUCUAUCCUAGACCCAGAACCAAAAGAGGGACUGGAGGUCGAGGAUGCCCGGGAUACAACCCUGAAUUCUUCCUUGCUGGCCAGCAGCGGUGCACCAAUGACAUGGCCAAAAGCAAUUCUGUGGGCCAGGACACCUCUAAGGACUCGGAGGACGAGAUGAUUUUUGCUGCAGAAGGCCACUGCGCCCUGCCUCAGGGAGGUGAUGGAACAGCAUGGCCACGCUCAUCAGGGAAGCGGUCUCGGUCCUUCGAGGACGAGAGGAAUCAAGCCACAGGGACCAGUCAGUGGGAUGGGGUUUCUAGGAAGACCCCACGGCAUCAUCUGUCCCUGUCGUGCACACAGCCCAGGGAAGGCAGGCAGGAAGCAGAGGACAGUGUGUCAUGGUUCUCUGCACAGCCUGGAGAAUCCAGCCAGGAGGUGGAGGACAUUGGUCCUGAUCCUGUUCCUGACUCUUGCUAUGGGCUUCUUGGGACCUCGUCCUGCCAGGAACCCCAGAGCCACAUCUGCAGCCUGCCCAGCGAGGUCCUGAGGCACAUCUUUGCUUUCCUCCCCAUGGAAGACCUCUACUGGAAUCUGAGCUUGGUGUGCCACUUUUGGAGGGAGAUAAUCAGUGAUCCACUGUUCAUUCCUUGGAAAAAGCUGUAUCACCGAUACCUGAUGAAUGAAGAGCAAGCUGUCAGCAAAGUGGACGGCAUCCUCUCGAGCUAUGGCAUAGAGAAGGAGUCAGACCUGUGUGUGCUGAACCUCAUCCGCUACACAGCCACCACUAAGUGCUCCCCGAGUGUGGACCCUGGACGGGCGUUGUGGAGUCUGAGGGAUCACCUCCUCCUCCCCGAGGCAGAGGCCUGCGUGCGCCAACACCUCCCUGAUCUCUACGCUGCCCCUGCCGGUGUCAACGUGUGGGCCUUGGUGGCGGCUGUCGUCCUCCUGUCCAGCAGCGUCAAUGACAUCCAGCAGCUGCUUUUCUGCCUCCGGCGGCCCAGCUCCACAGUGACCAUGCCAGACAUCACCGAGACCCUGUACUGCAUUGCUGUGCUGCUCUACGCCAUGCGGGAGAAAGGGAUCAACAUCAGCAACCGGAUUCACUACAACAUUUUCUAUUGCCUGUAUCUUCAGGAGAAUUCCUGUGCUCAGGCCACAGAAGUGAAAGAGGAACCAUCGGUCUGGCCAGGCAAGAAAACAACCAUCCAGCUGACACAUGAACAACAGCUGAUCCUAAGCCAUAAGAUGGAACCUCUCCAGGUGGUAAAAAUUAUGGCAUUUGCAGGCACUGGGAAGACCUCCACCCUGGUCAAGUACGCUGAGAAGUGGUCCGAGAGCAGGUUUCUAUAUGUGACCUUCAACAAGAGCAUCGCCAAGCAGGCUGAGCUUGUCUUCCCCAGCAAUGUCAUCUGCAAGACCUUCCACUCCAUGGCCUACGGACACAUCGGGCGCAAGUACCAAUUGAAGAAGAAGUUGAAUCUCUUCAAGUUAACCCCCUUCAUGGUCAACUCUGUCCUCGCUGAAGGGAAGGGUGGCUUCAUAAGGGCCAAGCUAGUAUGUAAGACUCUGGAAAACUUCUUUGCCUCGGCUGACGAUGAGCUGACGAUCGACCACGUGCCCAUCUGGUGUAAGAACAGCCAGGGACAGAGAGUCAUGGUCGAGCAGAGCGAGAAGCUGAACGGUGUCCUCGAAGCGAGCCGACUCUGGGACAACAUGCGGAAGCUGGGCGAGUGCAAGGAGGAGGCUUACCAUAUGACGCACGACGGCUACUUGAAACUCUGGCAGCUCAGCAAGCCUCUGCUGGCUUCUUUUGACGCCAUCUUUGUGGACGAGGCCCAGGACUGUACCCCAGCGAUCAUGAACAUAGUUCUGUCUCAGCCAUGUGGGAAAAUCUUCGUGGGGGACCCACACCAACAGAUCUAUACCUUCCGAGGUGCAGUCAACGCUCUGUUCACAGUCCCUCACACUCACGUCUUCUAUCUCACACAGAGUUUUAGGUUUGGUGUGGAAAUUGCCUAUGUGGGAGCUACGAUCUUGGAUGUCUGCAAGCGAGUAAGAAAAAAGACUUUGGUUGGAGGCAACCAUCAGAGUGGCAUUCGAGGUGACACGAAGGGGCAGGUGGCCCUGCUGUCCCGGACCAACGCCAACGUGUUUGAUGAGGCCGUCCGGGUGACGGAUGGAGAAGUGCCUGCCCGGAUCCACCUGAUAGGGGGGAUUAAAUCAUUUGGAUUGGACAGAAUCAUUGAUAUUUGGACGCUUCUUCAGCCGGAGGAAGAACGGAAGAGACGAAACCUCGUCAUUAAAGACAGGUUCAUCAGAAGGUGGGUGCACAGAGAGGGCUUCAGCGGCUUCAAGCGGUAUGUGACUGCGGCCGAGGACAAGGAGCUGGAAGCCAAGAUUGCAGUCGUGGAGAAAUACAACAUCCGGAUUCCAGAGCUGGUGGAAAGGAUAGAGAGAUGCCACAUAGAGGACUUGGACUUUGCAGAGUACAUCUUGGGCACUGUGCACAAGGCCAAAGGCCUGGAGUUUGACACUGUGCAUGUCCUGGAUGAUUUCGUGAAAGUGCCUUGUGCUAGGCACAACCUCGCUCAGCUGCCCCACUUCAGAGUUGAGUCGUUUUCUGAGGACGAGUGGAAUUUACUGUAUGUAGCAGUAACUCGUGCCAGGAAGCGUCUCAUCAUGACCAGGUCACUGGAGAACAUCUUGACUUUGGCUGGGGAAUACUUCUUGCAAGCAGAGCUGACGAGCAAUGUUUUGAAGACAGGCGUGGUCCGCUGCUGCGUGGGGCAGUGCAGCAACGCCAUCCCCAUGGACACCGUGCUCACCAUGCGGAAGCUGCCCAUCACCUAUAGCAACAGGAAGGAAAACAAGGGUGGGUACCUGUGCCACUCAUGCGCGGAGCAGCGCAUUGGGCCGCUGGCCUUCCUGACUGCCUCCCCCGAGCAGGUGCGCGCCAUGGACCGCACCGUGGAGAACAUCGUGCUGCCCCGGCACGAGGCCCUGCUCUUCCUCGUCUUCUGAGGUGCAGGGAGCUCUCUCCUCCAGCCAGGAUGCUGGGCAGACAGACUCUUGCCUCCGCGGACGGCGGCAUGGGGGGCUUCCUCCCCGAGACCGGACUCACUCACAGAGCAUCUUCCAAGGAAGAUGAAGCCGACUGGAGCUGGACUUGCCAUGUCUCCACCCCUGGAGGUAGCCAGACCCCACUGCCCCUCCUCCACGCCAGCAGGCCAGGGAUGCAGGGGAUGGUCUUUUGAUAAAAAAAAAAAAAAAGAAAAAGAAAAAGAAAAAAAAAGAAAAAUUAUGUAUUUAAACUUUUAUUACAAGGUUUCGAUUAAACAGGCAUUGUAGCACUGGUGUUCCACUGUGUGACGGCCCCUGCCUUCAGCCCUGCUUUUUCUGGACUUUCUCCUUUUCUCCUCUUACUCUUUUCAAAGCUCUGUAACUGUUCACAGUGCACACCAAGCAGAGUAGGAGGCUUAUUGUCCAGGGUGACAACUAAUGCAUCAAAAAUGAGAUUUUUUGUGCUGUGGGGAAUCACACAUGUAUAAGACACAGGGUGUGCCUUUGUUAUCACGGGGUUCACAGCCUGAACAGGGAGGCAACAUGACAUAUAACAAGACAAGUACAAAGUGACACUAGCUAGACACCUUGUGUUCCCACAGGUAGAACAGAAGACCAGAAAUACCUGAGAGGGAGGUGGAGUAGGCCAGCCACGUUGUAGGGGAGACAGGAACAGGUGGAGAUGGGCAGCUGGUACCUAGUUCACUGCCUGGGGAUGCUGGGUGGAUGUUGUAAUAAAGCUGUUCUUAUAGAGACCAGUGGAAAAACCCACGUCGCUUAGCCGUACAUGGAUCUGGUUUUUUACAUUUUUGCCAUGCAGCACUUCAGGGAUGCAGAUGGCAGGUGAGGGCAUUGCCCAGAGAGUUCACCAGCUAGUGUCUGAGCCCAGUCAGCGGAGUGGAGAGCAGACUCCUAGCCUCGUUGUUGCGGCCGCCCCUAACCUCUCCCACGUCAGGCCUCUAGUGGAGUUUAGCGAGCAGGCCGGUGAGUAAAGCAAGGGUGCUGUUGGAUCGGGCUGGGGUGCUUGGAAAGGGUGAGGGACAUGUUAAUGUCUGCAUAUGGCAGAGAAUUCACAGAAUGGUCCCUGAAGACAGAGGUGGGAUGGGGUGCUUUGAUAUGCUCCGCCGGCAUUCCUGGCCUGGCCUGGCCUCGCCUCAUUUGGUGCUUUUGGUUAACUCAGAGCAAAACAGCACGUGAAAGGAAAUGGUUUGGAUUUGGAGGUCACAGUGCUCAGAGUCGUUCAGAAGAGGGGUUUGUGGGGGUGGGUGGCAAGAGGGGCCAUGAACACGUUUUCUGGAAAUCUGCUUUUACCAACCAGAGAGGAAGCAGCUUAUUUAUUGGGGAGAAGUCAUGAGUUCUGUAGGCCUUCUCAGAGCACCUGAUGUAGGGCAGGGCCCUGGUCACGGGUGUCUGCAGUCAGCUGUGGUCCUGACUCGGAGAGGUGACAGUAAGAGUUGUGAUGGGUGUGGGGUGUUUGAAGGUGGGCUGCUCUGGUGUGGGGCAGAGGGCGUCCAGAGAGGGGGCCGCACUGCUGCUCUGGGGUGGGAGGGGUGUCUCUCUCAGAGGGGAGGUCGGAGGACCACCAAAGCGGGUGGUGCUGGAGCUGUUUUUAAUAACGGGGUGAGUCGUUAGCUAUUAAAGAAGAAAAGAAUAUUCUAGAAAGAAGGAACAGUAUGAUGGUGUUGGUGGUCAUGGCACUACCAGGGCAAAAUGUCAGCACUAGUAUUUUGGUACUUAUUUAAAAAAUAAUAGGAUCCAGGAAUUGAUGCUGGUACUUU